GGCAUAGAGGAUUAUAUGGGUGAUAUGGACUUCAAGAUGGCUGCCACGGCUUCUGGUCUGACUGCUAUUCAGGCAGAUAUCAAAUUACCUGGGAUCCCUUUCUUUAUUGUUGUCAAAGCUUUAGAGGAUGGAUUUGCUGCCACCAAACAAAUCCUGGACAUUAUGGCUCAAACCAUCGCACAGCCACGCAAAAGUUUGAAACCUUGUGGCCCAGUUACAGAAAAAUUGGAACUUGACCAUUACAAACAGAUGAAGCUAGCUGGCAUUGGGGGAUACAACCUGAAAAAAAUCAAAUCAGAGACAGGUGUGACUAUGACUAGAAUAGAUGAGAAAAGCUUUCAAGUAUUUGCACCAAACAUAGAGGCUAUGACAGAGGCCAAAGAAAUGAUAGAAAAUAUCCUGGAAAAGGAGAAAGAACCAGAUCUAGAAUUCGGUGCAAUCUACACAGGCAAAAUAGUUGAAAUCAGGGACACUGGUGUUAUGGUUGAACUCCAUCCUAAGUUAAAGCCCAUUCUAUUACAUAACACCCAACUGGACCAGAGAAAGGUUUCACAUGCCAGCACACUUGGGAUGGAUGUAGGUCAUGAAAUAACCGUCAAAUAUUUUGGUAGAGACCCAGCAACAGGCACCCACCGUAUUUCUCGCAAAGUUCUGCAAGGACCACCUCUUCCCUUCAUACGCAAUCUCACAUCUACCAUUUAAAAGCAACACAGCUUUGUUUGAUGAUUUGAUAAUCAAUUUGUAACAAAAUGCUGAUUUUAUAAAUCUUCUAUAUAAAAAACAAUUUAAUAAAAUUUUGCAGUAAAUUGGA
Physella acuta is the source of this 811-nucleotide messenger RNA. Its product is annotated as polyribonucleotide nucleotidyltransferase 1, mitochondrial. Gene Ontology annotation, molecular function: RNA binding; 3'-5'-RNA exonuclease activity; polyribonucleotide nucleotidyltransferase activity. Lineage: Eukaryota; Metazoa; Mollusca; Gastropoda; Physidae. Gene Ontology annotation, cellular component: mitochondrion; cytosol. Gene Ontology annotation, biological process: mitochondrial mRNA catabolic process; mitochondrial RNA 3'-end processing. The record is from RefSeq and is a predicted model, not a curated record.